Molecule: messenger RNA, 945 nt
Organism: Hordeum vulgare subsp. vulgare (domesticated barley)
Lineage: Eukaryota; Viridiplantae; Streptophyta; Magnoliopsida; Poales; Poaceae
Product: ribonuclease 1-like
Exons: 3
Coding region: 36-773 (245 amino acids)
Biological process (GO): RNA catabolic process
Cellular component (GO): extracellular region
Molecular function (GO): ribonuclease T2 activity; RNA binding
Source: RefSeq, a predicted model, not a curated record
UGUCAUUUCUGCUUGCAAUAUUUAGCAGAGGAGAUAUGGCCAUGAGGGCAAUUUCGUUGUGCCUAGUCGUCGGCUUACUAGCCGCUGCAGCACCUGCGAGUGCAACCAGCUUUGAUUUCUAUUACCUCAUUCUAAAGUGGCCUGGAGCAUACUGCACGGACAGCGAUUACGGAUGCUGCGUGCCCAAGUACGGCUACCCGGCGGAGGAUUUCUUCGUCCAGAGCUUCAUGACCUUCGACUUGUCGCUGAACAAAGCCAUUGUGAGAUGCAAUAGCGACAAACCUUUCGACAUUAACAAGCUCGAGCCAAUCGAGAACAACUUGAACCACUACUGGAGCAACAUCCAUUGCCCGCGCAAUGACGGGACGAGCACCUGGAAGAGCGAAUGGCGCAGCUACGGCGUCUGCUCGGGCCUCAAGGAGGUGGACUACUUCAGGGCCGCCCUCAACCUCCGCAAGAACGCCGACGUCCUCGGGGCUCUCGCCGAGCAGGGCAUCAACCCGGACUACAGGUUGUAUAGCACGGAGCGCAUCAAGUGGGCGGUGAACCAGAAGCUGGGAGUAAUGCCGGGGGUGCAGUGCAGGGACGGUCCGUUCGGCAAGAAGCAGCUCUACCAGAUCUACCUCUGCGUUGACAAGGACGGCCAGACCUUCAUCGACUGCCCCAAGCUGCCCAAGUUGCACUGCCCCGUGGAGGUCCUCUUCCACCCCUUCCACACCUGGAUGCUCAACGCCACAUCGUCCGCCAAGAUCACCUUGCCCACCGAGGCCUAAGAGCCACCCGCUCGGCCCGUGCCUCAACUGAAUCUACCUGCUACUGUGGCCUGAACUCUGGACCAUUAUAUUGUGCUAUGUCUUUCCUAUAUGCAUGGUCACCUAAAAUAUAUAUGUAAAAUAUCAUACGUGAAGUAUUUGAAUAAACAGUUCUAUUAUGUCUGGUGUUUAA